CGAGCAGCAUGGCGGUCUCCGCGGUGAGGGUGGCCGUUGCUACCGGGGCGUCGUUCGCCGUGCAUUUGUUCGUCAAGUCGUUCCUGCAGGCGCAGCAUCCUGCAGUCACCUUGCUGCUGCCGGUGGCCGUGUUCGUCGGCAUCGCGGUGGCAGCGAAGAGCGGCGGCGGUGGCGGGAAGAUGCCGCCGGGGCCCGCGGCCGUGCCGGUGUUCGGCAACUGGCUGCAGGUCGGGAAUGACCUGAACCACCGGUUCCUCGCGGCGAUGUCGGCGCGGUACGGUCCGGUGUUCAGGCUGCGCCUCGGCGUGCGCAACCUGGUGGUGGUGUCGGACCCGAAGCUGGCGACGGAGGUGCUGCACACGCAGGGGGUGGAGUUCGGCUCCCGCCCGCGCAACGUCGUCUUCGACAUCUUCACCGCCAACGGCGCCGACAUGGUGUUCACCGAGUACGGCGACCACUGGCGCCGCAUGCGCCGCGUCAUGACGCUGCCGUUCUUCACGGCGCGCGUCGUGCAGCAGUACAAGGCCAUGUGGGAAGCCGAGAUGGACGCCGUCGUGGACGACGUGCGCGGCGACGCCGUGGCGCAGGGCCCGGGCUUCGUGGUGCGCCGCCGCCUGCAGCUCAUGCUGUACAACAUCAUGUACCGGAUGAUGUUCGACGCGCGGUUCGAGUCGGUGGACGACCCCAUGUUCAUCGAGGCCACCAGGUUCAACUCCGAGCGCAGCCGCCUCGCGCAGAGCUUCGAGUACAACUAUGGCGACUUCAUCCCCAUCCUCCGCCCAUUCCUGCGUGGCUACCUCAACAAGUGUCGCGAUCUCCAGAGCAGGAGGCUCGCCUUCUUCAACAACAACUACGUCGAGAAGAGAAGGAAGGUGAUGGACACGCCGGGAGACAGGAACAAGCUCCGGUGCGCGAUCGACCACAUUCUGGAGGCCGAGAAGAACGGCGAGCUCACGGCGGAGAACGUGAUCUACAUCGUGGAGAACAUCAACGUGGCCGCCAUCGAGACGACGCUCUGGUCCAUCGAGUGGGCGCUGGCGGAGGUCGUGAACCACCCGGCGGUGCAGCGCAAGGUCCGCGCGGAGAUCAAGGAGGUGCUCAGCGACGAGGAGCCCAUCACCGAGUCGAACAUCCACAAGCUGGCGUACCUGCAGGCGGUGAUCAAGGAGACGCUGCGGCUGCACUCCCCGAUCCCGCUGCUGGUGCCCCACAUGAACCUGGAGGAGGCCAAGCUGGGCGGGUACACCAUCCCCAAGGGGUCCAAGGUGGUGGUGAACGCGUGGUGGCUGGCCAACAACCCGGAGCUGUGGGAGACGCCCGAGGAGUUCCGGCCGGAGCGGUUCUUGGAGAAGGAGAGCAGCGUGGACGCCACCGUCGGCGGCAAGGUGGACUUCCGGUUCCUGCCCUUCGGCGUGGGCCGCCGUAGCUGCCCCGGGAUCAUCCUGGCGCUGCCCAUCCUCUCGCUCAUCGUCGGGAAGCUGGUGAGGAGCUUCGAGAUGGUGCCGCCGCCGGGCGCGGAGAAGCUGGACGUGAGCGAGAAAGGAGGGCAGUUCAGCCUGCACAUCGCCAACCACUCUGUCAUCGCCUUCCACCCCAUCUCUGCCUGAACAGCUCUCCUCAUCGGAGCCACUUUGAAUUAAGAUCGUGUUAGCUUAUUAAGAGUUUAAGACAAUGCAAUAGUGGAAUGUCAUUAACUUAUUUCUUAAAAUUUCAGGAGAAUACGUUAUAAAAUAAAAUAUUUU
Molecule: messenger RNA, 1742 nt
Organism: Oryza brachyantha (malo sina)
Lineage: Eukaryota; Viridiplantae; Streptophyta; Magnoliopsida; Poales; Poaceae
Product: cytochrome P450 CYP73A100-like
Exons: 2
Coding region: 9-1607 (532 amino acids)
Molecular function (GO): heme binding; monooxygenase activity; oxidoreductase activity, acting on paired donors, with incorporation or reduction of molecular oxygen
Source: RefSeq, a predicted model, not a curated record